This is a messenger RNA of Penicillium diatomitis, 2724 nucleotides long. Its product is annotated as putative C6 finger domain protein. Bases 1 to 2724 code for a protein of 907 amino acids. Gene Ontology annotation, biological process: regulation of DNA-templated transcription. Gene Ontology annotation, molecular function: zinc ion binding; DNA-binding transcription factor activity, RNA polymerase II-specific. NCBI's taxonomy places the organism in Eukaryota, Fungi, Ascomycota, Eurotiomycetes, Eurotiales, Aspergillaceae. The record is from RefSeq and is a predicted model, not a curated record. The transcript has 3 exons.
AUGGCCGAGUCGUCUGAACCACAUGCUGGGGGACCGGUCCAAGAAGGCCAGGCCCCAGCUUCCCUUGGGGCUGAUGCGAGGGUUCCAGCGCCGGUGACCAAAGAGUCACCGACAGGUGUCGCACAGUCGUCACAACGAUCAAACGACGCAUCGAUGCUAGACUCUACCCAACCGUCGACGCCGCAAAUCGAAGACCAAAGGCCAGCGCCGCCCGAACCCUCAGAACCUUCAGAACCGGUCAAGCCUGAACAACCAUCAGGAACACCGGCCCCUCCUCCUCAUCCGCCUUCUCCUCAACCAGCGCAACCCCCCACACCUGCGCCAUUGUCUUUGCCCAACAAUGCAGACAUUACGGCACCAAUUGAACCGUCUGGUUCUACGGAGCCUCCUACAUCCGCUGCCCUUGUGGCACCUGCUGAACAUGCUGAACAUGUUGCGCCUCUUCAAUCUGCUCCGCCUGCUCCAUCCGCCCCGUCCGCUCCGUCCGCUUCGCCUGUUCUAUCAGCCCCAUCCACCCUGCCUGCUCCAUCGGCUGAAUCUGCUGAGCCUGCUACGUCCGUUGCGCACGAUACCAACCCUGGGCCUUCCAAUCAUGCGAGCGCAGAAGAAAAAUCGGUGCCAGGCGGAGAAAAUGGUGCCCCUGGCAGUAACAUAGAGCAGCCAGGAGUCCCCGCGCAAAAUAUCCCAUCCACCUUCCCAUCGCUCCCUGCGAUGGAUACGUCUCUGCCUCCAAUCGACACCUCCCAUUCCCUAGAUGAGAACGAGCUACCGUCAUUCGAUGCCGCUCUUCGAGCCGUCAGCUCGGCAUCAGCAGACGAUUUGGCGCUGCCAGCGAUUGAUACAACUUUGCCCGCCAUAGGCACGGAUAUACCAACCAUGGACCACCCCUUUGGUGAUGACAGUCACUUUGGGCAUCACGACUCCCAGGAUGGAGGUGAUCACCCCAUGGGUACUGGCCAUGACUCGCUUCACGGGCCCAUCAAUGGCACUACGCACUAUCAGAAUCCCCCCCACGACAAUUAUCAAACACCGGCGAAUGGCAACUACCAGUACAGCUCAGGCACACCACACGAUGGACAGCAACCCUCGCAGGCUUCGCCCCAACAUCAGUAUCAAUCCCAGCCACAACAGAGUUACCAAUCGCAAUCGACGGACAUGUAUCACACCUCAGGUGGAGGAUUCGCCAGCGUCAAUGCCAAUCCCAACAGCCACGUCCAAGGACAAACUGGUCAAAUGCCACAGGCACCCAUUGGCUCUCCUAUGCCUUCCAACAUGCCCAACAUGGCGUCAAUGGGGCAAUACAUGACAGGCUAUCCCUCCAGCGUAUCCCCGUCAGGCAUGAGCCCAAAUUCGCAGAUGGCCUAUUCCAUGCCUGGGGAUCCGAACAAGAUGUUGUCCAGUGGGCGACACAAAAAGGAGGUGAAGCGACGCACGAAGACAGGGUGCUUGACCUGUCGCAAACGCAGAAUUAAGUGUGACGAAGGUCAUCCCGUGUGCAGAAACUGCGUCAAGAGCAAGCGCGAGUGUUUAGGCUACGACCCGGUGUUUCGUCCUCAGGCAUCCGCUCCGUCGGCCAUCCAGCCCGCUCCAAAUCCCCAGGCGCCGUCGCUCGUCGUCAAUCCUCAGGGUCCUCCAGUGCAGGCUGCGCCCUCAUAUCCCUCUGCGCCGCCCGGGUACAUGCCCGCUUCAUCCCAGCCCUUCGCACCCUCACUUCAUUCCGAGUCUCCGAGCGCUUCCACAGAUCAUCACGACAACGCAACGGGCAUAGACCAUUCUCUUGCGACAAGUACUGUAUCACAUCAUUCCACAAUGCAGUCCACAAAUGAGUUCAGGCCGCAGAGCUCCGAGCAUCUCUACAAAGCCAAGAAUCUGAAUGUCAAUGACUUGAUGGCUUUGCGAGGAAUAUCUCCUCCCCCACCACAUACGAUUGGCACACUUCCACCUGGGCGCCUCGAAGAAAUUCAAGCGGUGUUUCUUGCGACAUAUGCCCCUGCCAUUGACAAGUUGCUGGAAGUUCGCUGGUACGCAGACAAAGCGCUUUCUACGCUUAUGGCAGAUGCACAAUUGAUGGCCGACUACUCUGCUUUGAUUAACGCCUUCAAUGACUGGAAUCUCAAUGAUGGCAAUACGGUUGCCCGGCUGGAGAGUUUCGAAGCUUCGAUUAUCUGGCGGAGCAUGACUUUGUGUCGUCAGACGCAGUCCACGGAUAACAGGCAGGCAGGUCAGGACUGGAACUUGAUUGCAGCAAGGGCGCGCCUGAACGCCAUCGAAGCCCUUCUUACUUGGACACAUCUGGACCAGAACCCUUUGUCCCACACUCACCGAACUGAAGCUGCCACUCCUCCACACCAGCCUGAUCAGUUCAUGCAGCGCCAAUUGGACUUCUGGAGCGAAUUAGGCGAGUUUCUCACCCUCCACGACAACGAAGCAAGCUCGGCUAAGCAGAUCGACGAUACUCUUGGUCGCUGUCGUCAACUGCUCGACACCUAUGAAAAUCGUGAUAUCAUCUACUCCAUCGCUAUUGCCAGGCACCUCGGCCAACGAUGGGCAGACUUCCCCAAUAGUCUUCCCAAAGCCGGGUACACAACCGAAAAGGAGGCUGGUACCAAGCUUUUUGUCGCGCACAAGUUCAUCGAGGAAGAGGCCGAAGGCAAAGGCACGACUCAGAUCUACAAACGAAUUUGUUGCAUGGCUGUCCGUUCAUGGUGGGUUGCUCGCGAGUGA